AUGGCGGUUUCAACUCUCGACAUGGGCUCGGAUGUGUGCACAGACUUGUUGACCUUCACCUUUGGAGGUCCCAAGCCCUAUAACACCAAUCAGCCAUUGUUUAUCGACGCCGAGGAUCCCUCUCGGUCCUUCACAGCAGCCCAGUUUCAACAGCUGGUCCGGACCCUGAUUGCAGGGUUAAAAGCACAUAAUGUACGGCCUGGCGAUUGUGUGUUGCUGCAUCUGGGCAACAGUAUUUUAUAUCCCGCCUUAUUCUUCGGCAUUAUAGGCGCAGGCGGUGUCUACAUGGGCUCUAAUCCCCGCAGCCAACCCCAAGAACUCGAGCAUAUCCUCACCCUCGCCGAACCCAAAUUGAUCCUCACAACACGCGAUGCUCUGUCAUCCGUACUCGACGUCUCGGCUGGUCGGGGCAUUCACCCUGGCCAGGUGUGUCUGGUCGAUGAGUUUGCCGUGGACCACUGUGCACAACUGUUCCUCUGGCAGGAACUGGGGUAUUCCCGGUACUUUUCAUUGAACGGGGCAGACGCCCGUCACUCCAACUUUGCCAAUCUCCUCUGCUAUGGAGAAAGCGACUGGCAGAGGUUUAACGACCCAGUGAUGGCACGAACCACGCCUGCAGCCAUGUUCUCGACAAGCGGCACAGGCGGCCUACCCAAAGCUGCCAUUCUGUCCCACCAUGCCAUCGUCUCACAGCAUCGGUCGAUUUACUACGACGUGCCACACCCCGUCAGCCGCUUGAUGUCGCUUCCCAUGUUCCACCUGUUUGGCGCCCUGUGGACGCACCUCUUCCCUGUCCGCUAUGGCCACCCACUGUUUGUGUUACCACGCUUUGAAGUGCAAGAGUUCCUGACCACCGUGCAUCGCUAUCAAAUCUCCGAGACGUACCUGGUCCCGGCUAUCAUCCACUCUCUCAAUCAAUCCCCCUUGCGCAUUGCAGACUACCUCUCCUCCAUUCGCUAUAUUGGCGUUGCAGGCGCACCUAUUGAUGCAGCCUCUAUGCAGCAGUUCCGCAGCCACCUGAACCCCAUGGCCUAUGCUUGUCAGAUUUGGGGAAUGACCGAAGUUGGCGUCACCUUCCAGACUCGAUAUGGCCAGUCUGGCGACCCGGGCAGUAUCGGCACUCUGACCCCUGGGUAUGAGAUCCGCUUAGUGGACCAAGAGGGCAAGCUUUUGCCAGGCGAUGGCCAGCCCGGUGAGCUGUACGUUCGUGGGCCUAGCCUGCUCACUGCAUACAAGGGCCGUACCGAUGCCUUGGAGCCUCAUGGUUGGUUCCGCACUGGUGACAUCGCCUACUCCAAACAGGGCCAGUACUACAUUGUAGGCCGAACCAAAGAGCUGAUCAAAGUGCGAGGAUGGCAAGUCGCACCAGCCGAACUCGAAGCAGUCCUUCUUCAACACCCUGGCAUCACUGAUGCAGCUGUGAUCGGAGUGAAUAAGGAUGGCAUGGGCGAAGUCCCACGAGCAUUUGUGGUUCGUUCUCGCGACCCGACUGUCAGCCGUCUCACCGGCGAAGAAGUUUACAAUCAUGCACGUCACCACCUCGCCCGAUACAAGGCCCUUGACGGUGGUGUUAUCUUUGUUGAGGAGAUCCCGCGUACGGCCAGCGGCAAGAUCCAGCGGUUCAAGCUCUCUCAGAUGAACUCCUACCGGGAAAUGGUUGCAUCGCUGUUAUCCCGAUUCGAGGGCGAGGGCGCUCGGCUACCCCGCGUUGGCGCCGAGAUGCUGCCUGUCGGUGUGGCCCCGGAAGGCCAAGUCGCGGUCUAA
Molecule: messenger RNA, 1764 nt
Organism: Penicillium nucicola
Lineage: Eukaryota; Fungi; Ascomycota; Eurotiomycetes; Eurotiales; Aspergillaceae
Gene: afeA
Product: adenylate-forming enzyme AfeA
Exons: 3
Coding region: 1-1764 (587 amino acids)
Biological process (GO): secondary metabolic process
Molecular function (GO): CoA-ligase activity
Source: RefSeq, a predicted model, not a curated record